Molecule: messenger RNA, 654 nt
Organism: Cladocopium goreaui
Lineage: Eukaryota; Dinophyceae; Suessiales; Symbiodiniaceae
Source: the annotation of a GenBank genome assembly
AUGUCGCAAAUCUUUGGAGAUGUGGCCGAUGUGGCCUUGGCGAUGCAGGCACUCGAAGAGUCCUUGCAGUCCGAGGAGAUCCGGAAUCUGCCCUGGCCUUCAUCCAGGGCCUCUAUCCCCACACCCAUGCGACAGGUUCUCACGGCCUUGGAAGCAGGCAUGAACGCUGUGAGCAGAGACGAAGAGUCGGUGGUGUCAAUGCUGCAGCAUUUGCGCCAGCACUUGGAACAUCCGAAUGCUUCUGACCUGCUGCUGAACCUUUUGUCCAGCACCUUCUUGCUUGUUGGUGGCAAAGUGGAAGAGUUACUGGGUGCAAAGACACCUUUGACGUUGAAACGCUGGAUCUUGCAGGCCUUGGUACGUGAGAUCGACCUUUUGUGGGCAAAUUUUGGUCAACUGCUUUUGCAGAGACUGAAGACUUUCUUGAAAGGCUUCCGCUGGCUUGACAAGGAUGAGAGUGGUGCAUUUGGGCAGAUAGAGUUUGUCCGUGCCUACAUGGAGCUUUGCAUGCAGGCCAGAGAUGCAGAGUCUGCAGAGGGCUUCAAGAAUGCCUACGAAAAUCAACGUGCUGAUGCUGGCUUUCUUUUCAAGCUGCCGCUUGGCGCUUGCACUAGCCGGAAUGCUGAGUGCAUAGGACUGCAAUGGACUGCAUAG